UUUAUUUAUUAAUGGGCGAAAUCUAACGUUCAAAAAUUUCUUCGAACAACUGCCUGUCAACAACGACGAAGUAGUGUGCAGAUACAAGGAAGAUUCUUGUAGUGGGUAUUUUUGCCACAGUGCAAUAUUUUCAAGAGAUAGCAAUUUCAAGAUGCAUGACUCUUGUCCCAUUUGCAGGAAUUAUUUGGACGUCAAAAGGAAUAAACAGCUCUACUUGACUAUGGACCCGGCCGUGCAGAGGGCCAUCGCCGAGGGCAUCAUCACUGCAGUCGUCGGGACCAACAACUUCAGGUGCUCGCUGUGCCCGGGGACCUACAGCGGAGACGUCCCGGCCAGGCAGCAUCUGGGCGGGAGGGAGCACGCGAACAACGGCGCCGCCUACAUCCUCGCCCACCCGUCGGACAAGAGGCAGUCUCUAAGGAAACUGGUGAGUGUCCGGCUCCUGGCAGCGGCGGAGAGGAACGAGGUGCGGGGGAUGCGGUGCAGGAUCUGCGGGUUGGAUUUCCAAGGCGCGGCGCCCUUGGAGCAGCACGUGGCGGGGAGUAACCAUGCGAAGAAGUGCCGGGCGGCGGGGAUCCCUGAGGGCGCGGCGGCCACGGCGAGGGCAGGCGUCCAGCAAGUGCAGCCGACUAUUUCUCCUCUCGCUGCCCACUACGACAGCAAUGGACCCAUUGAGUGUGGCUUGUGCAAGGUUCAGUGCACAGGCAAGCAAUCCUACGAUCAACACGUCAAAGGCGACAAACACCGGAAAAAGGCCUUAGCCCUGGGUCUGCAGAUAGGAGCUUCCGUUAGCAUUACACCGAAGACUAUUUCUCCUCUCGCUGCCCACUACGACAGCAAUGGACCCAUUGAGUGUGGCUUGUGCAAGGUUCAGUGCACAGGCAAGCAAUCCUACGAUGAACACCUCAAAGGCGACAAACACCGGAAAAAGGCAAUGGCUUUGGAUCUCGAGAUGAGAGCAAAGAAGGCAACAUCGGCAUUUGCAGUACCUGCAGCCUCUACAAAACCCUUAGUGCAAGCAACAUCGGCAUUUGCAGUACCUGCAGCCUCUACAAAACCCUUAGUGCAAGCAACAUCGGCAUUUGCAGUACCUGCAGCCUCUACAAAACCCUUAGUGCAAGCAACAUCGGCAUUUGCAGUACCUGCAGCCUCUACAAAACCCUUAGUGCAAGCAACAUCGGCAUUUGCAGUACCUGCAGCCUCUACAAAACCCGUAGUGCAAGCAACAUCGGCAUUUGCAGUACCUGCAGCCUCUACAAAACCCUUAGUACAAGCAACAUCGGCAUUUGCAGUACCUACAGCCUCUACAAAACCCUUAGUGCAAGUAAGAGCAAUUUCGUAUCCUACUUCUACAUAUGGUUGAUGGACAGGAGAGAAAAUGCGAGAGAGAGAGAAAGUGAGCGAGAGAGAGUCGAGAUAGAGAGUCAAGAUAGAGAGAAGGGAUAGAGAGGAAGGAUAGAGAGUCGAGAUAGAGAGGAGAGAGAGAGGGGAGAUAGAGAGGAGAGAGAGAAUCGAGAUAGAGAGGAUGGAUAGAGAGUCGAAAU
This is a messenger RNA of Penaeus indicus, 1544 nucleotides long. Its product is annotated as zinc finger matrin-type protein 4-like. The coding region runs from base 152 to 1363 and encodes 403 amino acids. Gene Ontology annotation, molecular function: nucleic acid binding; zinc ion binding. The transcript has 14 exons. NCBI's taxonomy places the organism in Eukaryota, Metazoa, Arthropoda, Malacostraca, Decapoda, Penaeidae. The record is from RefSeq and is a predicted model, not a curated record.